This is a messenger RNA of Anolis carolinensis (green anole), 2842 nucleotides long. It is a transcript of the gene adtrp, whose product is annotated as androgen dependent TFPI regulating protein. The record is from RefSeq and is a predicted model, not a curated record. Gene Ontology annotation, cellular component: membrane; endomembrane system. The transcript has 6 exons. Bases 300 to 1010 code for a protein of 236 amino acids. Lineage: Eukaryota; Metazoa; Chordata; Lepidosauria; Squamata; Anolidae.
GGCGAGAGGCCAAGCAGGUUUGGAGCAGGACUGGCAUCUUCCCCUCUUGUGCCUCCGAGUUGCGCAAACUCCUCCCCGCCCCGUAGAAAACCACCCAAAUUUAUGUAACUUGGGAACUAAUCUUCCCUAAUCUUGAGCGAGGCAUGUUAUAAUCCGCCGAAAAGAAGGCCGCUUUAUGCGAGCGCCGAGGUGGAGCAAUGCGAGGCAACAAAAGAGGCGUGGGGAGGGCGGAAGGGAAGGAGGCAAAGGUCGCUCGGCCGGGCGCUCAAAACCCGGGUUGAGCGGCUCUCGGGAGAGCCAUGAAGACCUCCGGGAUCUUCUUCUUCCACGGCCUGGGCCUGGCCUGGUACGCCUACCUGGUCUACGCCAUCAGCCUCAUCACCAAGAAGAACGUGGAGAAGCCCUCCGACGUCUUAGCCUACGGCGGGCAGUGGAAGUUUCUCACCGUCCUCAACCUGGCUUUUCAGGCCGUUUUCUAUGGAGUCUCCAUGCUUACUGAUGCAUUUGUACUAAUGAAGAAACAUCGAAUUGCGAAGUCCAUGUUUUCCUUCAGAGACCUGCUUUUUGGUGGCCUGGCUUUUCCUCUGUCUAUGUUUGUGUUUACAAGCUUUUGGAUGUUAUACUCUUAUGACCGGGAGUUAGUUUACCCCAAGAGCCUUGACUUGGUCUUUCCUGUGUGGAUGAAUCAUGCAAUGCACACUGCUAUAUUCCCCUUGACCAUGUUGGAUCUCUUCAGUACCCCUCGUCGUUAUCCGUCAAAGGGGAAAGGGCUCAGCCUAUUAGGAAUUGGUGGUUUUUCCUAUUUGUGUUGGGUCCUAUGGAUUUACUCUGUAACUGGAAAGUGGGUAUACCCUGUGUUUGAAGUUCUAAGUCCGCUCGCCAUAGCAGGCUUUUUUCUGGGGAGUUUUAUCAUCCUAUUGAUUAUGUAUAACACAGGAGAAUUUUUCUGCCGCAUGAUUUGGGGUGACUCAAUAGUAAUACUUGACAUUUACAAGAAGAAGAGCAAAUGAAACAUUGAUGUGCCUGCGUAAGAUCUAGAGGAGUUAUGAAACCAAGGAAGACCAAUUAUGAAACCAGUGAAGACGAAGAAGGAGAUCUUCUUAUUUGAAACUUUUCUUCACCCCAUUUGAACAUUUCGUAUUUUUCGAUGAAUAUAAAUAUUAUACUCCGCACAAAGAAAACAAGUUUCAGGUGGUAUUUUGGGGAAAUCCGGUUGGGCAGAACUAGCUUAAAAUUCAGAAAGUUGAAAAAGCCCAGAAGAAGUCCCAAAGUGCAUCAAGCCACAUGCCAAGCCUGCUGAAAUUUCUCUAGUUUCUUGGCAUGUGCAAAUUAAUAGCCAGUACAUAUCAUGGUAUAGAAUCCUGUAAUGUUGUGGCAAAUGUUUUGAGAUGCAACACCACCCUUAUCUGUCUCUAGCCCCUCACUAAGGUCCUGAUGGAGUCACAGUGGUCUUGAAGACCUUGGAUGUUCAUGCAUGCCUUUCAUGUUGUUGUGGAAAUGAACAUUCCUAUAAUACUAGAUGUCUGCUACAGGUCUUCUAGUGAAGAUUAAGUUAUUCUCCCAUCUCUCAAAAGACAGUUUUAGGGAAGAAAAGAUUGGAGAAGCCUAUAUGGCAGUGGUUCCCAACCUUUGGGCCUCCAGGUGUUUUGGACUUCAGCUCCCACAGUUCCUAACAGCUGGUAAGCUGGCUGGGAUUUCUGGAAGUUGAAGUCCAAAACACUUGGAGAUCCAAAGGUUGGGAGCUACUGCUAUACGGAGAGGAUCAUUGCAAGCUGGAAUGUUUUGGGCUCUCAUAGAUGAGUACACUGAAGGCCUCUGGGGAGCUACAGUCUAUAAGACCUGAUACAGAUCACAUCUAGAGUUAAAAUUAACACUAGAAUUAAACAAUUUUGUACACUCCAUCCUUCUCCAAAUCAGUCUGAUGAUUACCAUGGGAUAAAACUGAAUGAUGGCAUUCUUCUUCCCAAUUAUUUAAAAAAAGCGAAUAGUUACAGAUUAAGUAAGAAGAACAUCCUGUCCCCAAUUCAGUGCCUUAGAAUAAGUCAUUCCUGGUGUCAGCAUGGCUGCAAUAAAAUAUUUGGAAAUUUUAAGUAUUUUUUUAAAAAAGAUAUUUUGAGAUUCAUGCCAGUUAUGUGGCUUUUUUUCACUUGGGUUUCAUAUACAGUAGAGUCUUAGUUAUCCAACAUAAACGGGCCAACAGAACGCUGGAUAAGCGAAAAUGUUGGAUAAUAAGGAGGGAUUAAGGAAAAGCCUAUUAAACAUCAAAUUACAUUACCAUUUUACAAAUUAAGCACCAAAAACAUCAUGUUUUACAACAAAUCGACAGAAAAAGUAGUCCAAAACAUGUUAACGUUUUGUAGUAAUUACUGUAUUUAUGAAUUUAGCACCACAACAUCGCAAUAUAUUGAAAACAUUGACUACAAAAACAUUGGCUACUAACAAAUUGACUACAAAUAAAGAUAGAAUUGCAUAAAAUGAAUUUACAGUAGCAACAUUGUCAGAAAUUAUAUCCAUAAAAAGUUCAGUCCUUGCUGUCUAGAGAAACAGCUGUGAAUUGGGACAGGAGGCAAACUGCGUUGGAUAAUCCAGAACAUUGGAUAAGCGAAUGUUGGAUAAGUGAGACUCUAUGUUGAUCUGGAGUCAAAAUCAUGCAAUUAUGGUGGCUUUGUGAAUGCACUGACAAAUUGUAUCAUUUUUCAACACGGUUCAACAUACAUAUCUCUGUCAUAUUUUAUGUUCAUUUGCUAACUUUUCUAGUUUCACUGAUGAGCCUUGGUGUCUUAUUACAGCUUAGAGCCCUGGAAAAAGUUUGAAAAGAAAAAAAAUAAAGAAAUGAAUAUGA